AUGGCAGUCACCUACGCAGCCGCCGUCAGCACGCCAAACGGCGGGGUCCGGCAACCUCAGAUCCAGGCCCGAGCCUGUUCAGACCCAGAUCUACGCGCAUCCUUUGAAGCAACGCAAGCACAGCAAAAAGAGCAGACCAAGAAACCCCAACGCCCCGGGGCAGGAAUCCGUGCCAAAACGAGUUUCCGCGGCUGGUCAACCAAGAAGGAAGGCAAAACGAGUCCCAAGCAAGCCAACAAUGAGCCAUACGUCGUGGAGGAAAGUCGACCUUCAGGACAUUAUCCCCGACAAGAGCAUAGACCGAAUACCGCUUCCCAGGACGAACAAGUCUACGUCCUCACGCUCAAACUUACAGACUCCCUAGCCAAACCCAUGGACGAGAUGCGAAACCAGUAUUUCCCCAAACACCUCAACCGCACGGGGGCGCAUCUCACUCUCUUCCAUGCACUCCCACAUUCGCACAUGGAAGCGCUGGAGCAAGGGCUCGCACAGGUAUCUGGGAGCAUCCAACCAUUCGACGUCUCAACUGGCAAGCCCUUCCGUAUGCGCAAAGGCGUAGGCAUAAACGUCGACUCAGGCUACAAGGCGAUGAAAGACGUCCACGCCGAUUUACAAACCCGAUGGUCUGAAUUUCUAAGCGAGCAAGACGCAGGCGGCUUCCGCCCCCACUGGACCGUCAUGAACAAAGUAGACGAAGAGACAAAAGUAGACAGCGCAUUCGCGACGAUACGCCAGGAGUUGAGCGAGAGGAACCAGGAGGGUCGUGCCGUGGGUUUGGAUCUGUGGCGGUACGAGCGUGGGAAUUGGAUUUUCACCAAGGAGUUUGUGUUUGGUGAGGGUUUGGUUAAGACGCCGACCAAGACGGGGUCGCCGCGGAAUCAAGGGCAGCGUUUGUCGCCCGAGCAGAGUCCUACGGAUGGGCCGGGCAGGAGACCGGGCAUGUUUAAGCGGGGGACCAUCAUUCUCGUCGGAGGGUUCGGUACCCGUCUGAGGCCUCUUACCCUCACCUACCCCAAGCCGCUCGUCGAGUUCGCGAACAAGCCCAUGAUCCAGCAUCAGAUUGAGGCCCUGGCCGCUGCCGGUGUCACAGAUGUUGUCCUCGCCGUCAACUACCGCCCGGAAAUCAUGGCCGAGGCGCUCAAGACAUACGAGAAACAAUACAACGUGACCAUCACAUUCUCCGUCGAGACCGAGCCCCUCGGCACCGCCGGCCCCCUCAAGCUCGCCGAAAACGUCCUGGGCAAGGACGACUCGCCCUUCUUCGUGCUCAACGCUGAUGUCACCUGCGACUACCCCUUCAAGCAGCUCGCCGAGUUCCACAAGCAACACGGCGACGAAGGCACCAUCGUCGUCACAAAGGUCGAGGAGCCCUCCAAAUACGGUGUCGUAGUCCACAAGCCGGGCCACGCCUCCAAAAUCGACCGUUUCGUCGAGAAGCCAGUCGAAUUCGUCGGCAACCGCAUCAACGCCGGUAUCUAUAUCAUGAACACGAGCGUGCUCAAGCGCAUCGAGCUCCGUCCUACAUCCAUCGAGCAAGAGACUUUCCCCGCCAUCGUCAAGGACGGCCUCCUCCACUCCUUCGACCUCGAGGGCUUCUGGAUGGACGUCGGUCAGCCCAAGGACUUCUUGUCGGGAACAUGCCUCUACCUCUCGUCGCUCGCGCGCAAGAACUCCAAGCUGCUGACCCCCGCUUCGGAACCCUACGUCUACGGCGGCAACGUGCUCAUCGACGAGUCUGCCAAGAUAGGAAAGAACUGCCGUAUCGGUCCCAAUGUUACCAUCGGCCCGAAUGUUGUCAUCGGCGACGGUGUGCGCCUCCAGCGCUGUGUGCUGCUCAAGAACAGCCGCGUCAAGGACCACGCUUGGGUCAAGAGCUCGAUUGUCGGCUGGAACAGCACCGUGGGCAAGUGGGCGCGUCUCGAGAACGUGACUGUGCUUGGUGAUGAUGUUACGAUUGGCGAUGAGGUUUACGUUAACGGUGGUUCGGUUCUGCCUCACAAGUCUAUCAAGCAGAACGUUGACAGUAAGUUUGCCCUUCAUACCUCACUACGUGGAAUACGGUUGCUGACUUGA
Alternaria rosae is the source of this 2073-nucleotide messenger RNA. RefSeq names its product nucleotide-diphospho-sugar transferase. The coding region runs from base 1 to 2073 and encodes 690 amino acids. Gene Ontology annotation, cellular component: cytoplasm. Gene Ontology annotation, biological process: GDP-mannose biosynthetic process; cell wall mannoprotein biosynthetic process. The transcript is spliced from 4 exons. The record is from RefSeq and is a predicted model, not a curated record. Gene Ontology annotation, molecular function: mannose-1-phosphate guanylyltransferase (GTP) activity; GTP binding. Lineage: Eukaryota; Fungi; Ascomycota; Dothideomycetes; Pleosporales; Pleosporaceae.